GAAAAUGCCCAUUGAAUGCAGAGUGUGCCGUUCAUGUUUUGCCCCGGGCGCGCAUGCUCCGGUCAUGCUGUCCUGCGGCCACAGCACCUGCAGGAAGUGUCUCGAGCGUCUCCAGGAGCAAGCGCAGGACCUCAAGUGCCCCAUCUGUCGAAAAUCUCACGAAGGAGCUGAUCUGACGGAACUCAGAGAUAACUACGAUCUCUUGGACGCAGCCACCACACCGGCGGAACAGGAGCUUCUCAAGAUCGUCAUCAUUGGCUUAGAUGGGAGGGCACGCCGCGUGAGGGUCAGUCCUCAGGACAAAAUCGUUAGUAUCCUGAAGGAAUUGCAUGCUCGGUACGGCCUCGACGUGGACAAUAUGACUCUCUCUCGCGGAGGACGAAAAUUGGGCGUAGACCAAACCAUCGGCUCCUACAGAGUCACGGAAGGCACAAUCCUGCAGUUGACGACCAAGCAUUUGGGCGGCGCUGGGCAGGUCUAAACACAGGAUUUAUAUUCUCUCUCUCUCUCUCUCUCUCUCUCUCUCUCUCUCUCUCUCUCUCUCUCUCUCUCUCUCUCUCUCUCUCUCUCUCUCUCUCUCUCUCUCUCUCUCUCUCUUUCUUUGCCUUAACAUUUCUCUCAUUCUCUCAUGCGUUCCAAUAUCAGUAGAUCCUAUUGUCUUAGUUCAUAAUUAAUUCACAAACCAGUCUAUUAGUAAUAAUUGAGCAAUGUAA
Messenger RNA from Penaeus indicus, 713 nucleotides. RefSeq names its product E3 ubiquitin-protein ligase rnf152-B-like (gene vilya). Lineage: Eukaryota; Metazoa; Arthropoda; Malacostraca; Decapoda; Penaeidae. Gene Ontology annotation, molecular function: protein binding; ubiquitin protein ligase activity. Gene Ontology annotation, biological process: protein ubiquitination. The coding region runs from base 5 to 481 and encodes 158 amino acids. The record is from RefSeq and is a predicted model, not a curated record. The transcript is spliced from 2 exons.